Messenger RNA from Acinonyx jubatus (cheetah), 3600 nucleotides. It is a transcript of the gene LMX1B, whose product is annotated as LIM homeobox transcription factor 1 beta. Gene Ontology annotation, molecular function: DNA-binding transcription factor activity, RNA polymerase II-specific; RNA polymerase II transcription regulatory region sequence-specific DNA binding. Gene Ontology annotation, biological process: neuron differentiation; regulation of transcription by RNA polymerase II. The record is from RefSeq and is a predicted model, not a curated record. The coding region runs from base 334 to 1542 and encodes 402 amino acids. Lineage: Eukaryota; Metazoa; Chordata; Mammalia; Carnivora; Felidae. The transcript is spliced from 8 exons. Gene Ontology annotation, cellular component: nucleus.
GUCUCCUCCCCGCGGCUCCGUCUGCCGCCGCCGCCGCAGCCCGGCUCCGGGGCUGACAAGCAGGUGACAGAGGAGCCGGCGCGCGUGGCUGCGAGUGCCCGGGAGAACGCGGCGCAGACUGCAGCCGCCCGGGCCCGCCCGCACGACGCCGGGGCCCGGGGCCAGCGCGUCGGCGCUCCACGCUCGCCGGGGGCGGCCGGCGGCCCCAGCCGCAGCCCCAACCCCGCGGGGGCCGCGCCUCCCCGGCUCCGGGGCCGCGGCGGCGGCGAGCGGGCAGGCGGGCGGGCCGGCGAGCACCCUGGCCGGCGGGGCCCGCGGCGCGCCCCGCGUCCCAUGGAUAUAGCAACAGGUCCCGAGUCGCUGGAGAGGUGCUUCCCCCGCGGGCAGACGGACUGCGCCAAGAUGCUGGACGGCAUCAAGAUGGAGGAGCACGCCCUGCGCCCCGGGCCCGCCACUCUGGGGGUGCUGCUGGGCUCCGACUGCCCGCAUCCCGCCGUCUGCGAGGGCUGCCAGCGGCCCAUCUCCGACCGCUUCCUGAUGCGAGUCAACGAAUCGUCCUGGCACGAGGAGUGUUUGCAGUGCGCGGCGUGUCAGCAAGCCCUCACCACCAGCUGCUACUUCCGGGAUCGGAAACUGUACUGCAAACAAGACUACCAACAGCUCUUCGCAGCCAAGUGCAGCGGCUGCAUGGAGAAGAUCGCCCCCACGGAGUUUGUGAUGCGGGCACUGGAGUGUGUGUACCACCUGGGCUGCUUCUGCUGUUGUGUGUGUGAGCGGCAGCUCCGCAAGGGCGACGAGUUUGUGCUCAAGGAGGGCCAGCUGCUGUGCAAGGGUGACUACGAGAAGGAGAAGGACCUGCUCAGCUCCGUGAGCCCCGACGAGUCCGACUCCGUGAAGAGUGAGGACGAGGAUGGAGACAUGAAGCCAGCCAAGGGGCAGGGCAGCCAGAGCAAGGGCAGUGGGGACGACGGGAAGGACCCCCGGAGGCCCAAGCGACCCCGGACCAUCCUCACCACGCAGCAGCGAAGAGCCUUCAAGGCCUCCUUUGAGGUGUCCUCCAAGCCCUGCCGAAAGGUCCGAGAGACUCUGGCGGCGGAGACAGGCCUCAGCGUGCGUGUGGUCCAGGUCUGGUUUCAGAACCAAAGAGCCAAGAUGAAGAAGUUGGCACGGCGGCACCAGCAGCAGCAGGAACAGCAGAACUCCCAGCGGCUGGGCCAAGAGGUCCUGUCGAGUCGCAUGGAGGGCAUGAUGGCCUCCUACACGCCGCUGGCCCCCCCACAACAGCAGAUCGUGGCCAUGGAGCAGAGCCCCUACGGCAGCAGCGACCCCUUCCAGCAGGGCCUCACGCCGCCCCAAAUGCCAGGUGACCACAUGAACCCCUAUGGGAACGACUCCAUCUUCCAUGACAUCGACAGCGAUACCUCCUUAACCAGCCUCAGCGACUGCUUCUUGGGCUCCUCGGACGUGGGCUCCCUGCAGGCCCGCGUGGGGAACCCCAUCGACCGGCUCUACUCCAUGCAGAGUUCCUACUUCGCCUCCUGAGAGCCAGCUGGCUGCAUGGACGCUUGGGCCAGGGUCCUGGGGUGGGCCUGCGGCCGCCGCAGCCAGCCCCACCGCCCGCAUAGACUCUACACACAGCCAUACGGUGCCCUUUCCUGGGCCAGCCGGGCAGGCAGAUGGGCGCAGCCUGGGCAGGGCUGUAUCCUGCCCACAGAGACCGUGUCACCCCAGGGACCCAGAGUCUCGGAAAGCCACUCGCCUCCCAGCCCCACCUCGGCCUCCAUCACCUCCUUCUCCCUACCCAUCUCUUUUUUGGGAAGCUUAAAUUCUCUCUAUUUUUUUAAAUGUCCUCUCUGUGUCCAGCCAACCUCCACAGGCCGGGCCUAGGCCAAGGCAAGGCCCCCGCGCGUGCCCCGGGGCAGGGAUGCUGCGCGCGGCACCCGUCACCUGCGAGAAGCGUAGGACCCUGCGCCCUGGGCUGGUGCCCACCUCCCCCACCUCCAAGGGCAGGCCUGCCAGCCUGGGUUCACCUGUUCUAGCCCGAGCCUGGAACAGAAGUGGGGAAGAGCUUGGCAGGUGUGCCAAGCCCACUGAGGCACAGCCCUGAGGGGGAGUCCCUGGGGAGGGUAGACUGAGCCUCUCCUGCAAACACGCACACUCGAAGGCACACCCGUGUGAUACGCACACAGAUAUGUAGACAAGCUACAAGAGACACAGAGGCGCUCUGUGGGCCAGCCUGGCCGUGUCAGGAAGGGGAAAGAGGCCAGACGGGGGCGGGGACCCCCCUUCUGACAGCAAUAGGAGAGAAGGAAGGAGGAGAGGGAGGGAGGGGAGUUUGGGGCUUGAAACAUGCAGACCCAGAUGUAUCCCAGCCUCAGCCUAAAUAGGUGCUGCCUGAGCUGGCGGGGCGGCCCCAGACGCGACCAGCUCCACGGGCAGAGACAGAGCCCCCAGAACCAGGGAGGACAUAUGGCAGAACCUCCAGGCAGGAAAGCAACUUCAAGAGUCACCCACUCGGCUCGUCAUCUGAGGUGUGGCUCCCUCUGCCUCUCCUCGCAUCCCUCCAGUGGCAAGGAGCCCGCUACUUCAUCGGGCCCCGAGUCAGCUGCCGUUUUCUGCUGAUUACGCCUCUGCCUUUUUCAGCCCUGAGUCUUCACUUCUCAAAGCCCGACUUUUCCAGUUUCUCCAGCUCUUCCUCUUAAAACUGUACCCUCAGCUGGGCUCCAGCUUUCCCUCUAAAGGUGGAGUAGAUAUAACCCAGUCUUCCCACUGACAUCAGCCAGCCACCUCCCCUGCUUUAGGCACCCUGCCUCUGUUAAUGUGGCCCAAAAUCCAGUGCACAGUUUAGGCCACAUAACCUAGAAACUCACCCUUCCCUUCUGUAACUGAAUCUCCUGGCCGUCACACAUGUGGCAGCUAAGCCACAUCUCUCUUCUGUGUGUAAGUGGGGGAGGGGGCAUUUCUUAUUUAGAUCCAGUGAAGGACCUUGACUUUUUGACUUCUUACAUUUCUUCUUAUUUGAUUCAAUCCAGCCUGUGGAGUUUCUCUGCACCCCCAACUCUGUGACCACUCGUUUGCUGUCCCUCCUGAGCACAUCUGCCCGUGUCAGGGGUCAGCCCUGUGCUUCUUACCGAAGGCAUGUGAACCUUCAGGGCCCCUCCCCGUCUGGCAUUGGCCGUGAACCGGUCAGCCGUCCUUGGAUGAUGCUUUCCAGUGUGCUUCCAGCCCUGUUUUGUCAAACGCCCUGCCGGAAGCCAGAUCUGCAACCCCCCCCCCCACACCCCACCCCACCCCGGAUCCACUCAGCUCUAACCCUGUCGAAAGAGGACGUGAGGGCCCUGUUCUCAGUGACCCCCUCGCUGGCCCCUGGUGGCCACUGUGUCCUCGGCUAGGUGCUCACAGCCCUGCCUUUAAUUCUAACAUCAAGCCCUAGGCCGCCACCCUGAGAUCUGCCCAGUCCAGGCUUUGAGCUAAUAGAACGAUGGGUGUCUCCCUCUGCCUUUGGGCCCCCACCUGACUCCCUCUGGGAUCCUCCAAGUUCGCCAACAUACCCUGUGAUUUUGCUCCUCUGUCCAGCGGGGAGGCCUCAGCUUCUCCGGA